Messenger RNA from Callorhinus ursinus (northern fur seal), 4044 nucleotides. It is a transcript of the gene PIGA, whose product is annotated as phosphatidylinositol glycan anchor biosynthesis class A. Gene Ontology annotation, biological process: GPI anchor biosynthetic process. NCBI's taxonomy places the organism in Eukaryota, Metazoa, Chordata, Mammalia, Carnivora, Otariidae. The record is from RefSeq and is a predicted model, not a curated record. Gene Ontology annotation, cellular component: glycosylphosphatidylinositol-N-acetylglucosaminyltransferase (GPI-GnT) complex. Gene Ontology annotation, molecular function: phosphatidylinositol N-acetylglucosaminyltransferase activity.
UGGGACUGGGCUGCACCCGUGGGAGUGUGGCCGGCGAUGGAAGGGGCGAACCUGGCGAGGCUUAGAAGCUCGGAAGUCGGGGUCGAGAGCCUCCGGAGUCGAGUGGGGCUGAGGGUGCGCUGGGGCGGCCGCGCUGGAGCCGGUUCCGCCGAGACCGAGGCGGACAGGGUGAAGGGCUCUGGGACCCCCAGCCUCAGACCCCUGCCCACGGUCUGGCUAUCUUCCUCCUUUUGGGCCUGGCGAGACCCUGCUUGACUCCAGCGGGGUCGCUUAUUGAGCGGGGUCGUCCCUUCCUUGGCCCUGGCGCUCCCCGGUGAUCUCUCAGUGAGUGAAGCCGGGGAAUUGCCCAGGGUGUGGGUGUGGAAGCACCGUCCUCUUGACCCACGCCCCCGCCGGUCUCCGUAAAGCUCCUUGAGCGCCUCUGCUGCUGACUGCCCAGGGACCCGUUGGCCAUGGGUACUAGACAACACAUAACCGAGUUGCUCUGAGGACAGAUGCCUAAACCAUCUCAGCAUGGCCUAUAGAGGAGGGGGUGGGCAUGGCCAGCCUCCCUCAGCUGUGCGCUCCUGUGUUAGCCCUGGAAGUCUCUCAACAUGUAGGACCCGCACCCAUAACGUAUGCAUGGUGUCGGACUUUUUCUACCCUAACAUGGGAGGCGUGGAAAGCCACAUUUAUCAGCUCUCUCAGUGCCUGAUUGAAAGAGGGCACAAAGUGAUCAUUGUCACCCAUGCUUAUGGAAAUCGGAAAGGCAUCCGUUACCUCACUAAUGGCCUCAAAGUCUAUUACUUGCCUCUGAAAGUCAUGUACAACCAGUCUACAGCCACGACCCUCUUUCAUAGUCUGCCGUUGCUCAGGUGCAUAUUUGUUCGGGAGAAAGUCACGAUAAUCCAUUCACAUAGUUCUUUUUCUGCCAUGGCCCAUGAUGCCCUCUUCCACGCCAAGACAAUGGGGCUCCAGACAGUCUUCACGGACCAUUCCCUUUUCGGAUUUGCUGAUGUCAGCUCGGUGCUCACAAACAAGCUUCUAACUGUGUCUCUCUGUGACACAAACCACAUAAUUUGUGUCUCUUAUACUAGUAAGGAAAACACUGUGCUAAGAGCAGCACUGAAUCCUGAAAUAGUGUCCGUCAUUCCUAAUGCUGUAGAUCCUACUGACUUCACUCCAGAACCAUUUAGAAGGCAUGAUAGUAUAAUAACUAUUGUUGUUGUCAGCAGACUUGUUUACAGAAAAGGGACUGAUUUGCUUAGUGGUAUAAUACCUGAACUCUGUCAGAAAUAUCCAGAUUUAAAUUUCAUAAUUGGAGGAGAGGGACCUAAGAGAAUCAUUUUGGAAGAAGUACGAGAAAGGUACCAGCUCCAUGACAGAGUGCGUCUCUUGGGAGCCUUAGAACACAAGGAUGUUAGAAAUGUCUUAGUUCAAGGACAUAUUUUUCUGAAUACUUCCCUUACCGAAGCAUUCUGCAUGGCGAUUGUGGAAGCAGCCAGUUGUGGUUUACAGGUUGUAAGUACCAGGGUUGGUGGAAUUCCUGAAGUACUUCCAGAAAAUCUUAUCAUUCUGUGUGAGCCUUCCGUCAAGUCCUUGUGCGAAGGUUUGGAAAAAGCGAUUUCCCAGCUGAAGUCAGGAGCAUUGCCGGCUCCCGAAAAUAUCCAUAACGUAGUAAAGACUUUCUACACCUGGAGGAAUGUUGCGGAAAGAACUGAAAAAGUUUACGACCUCGUGGCAGGAGAAGCUGUGUUACCAAUGGACAAACGACUGGACAGACUCAUCUCUCACUGUGGCCCAGUAACAGGCUGCAUUUUUGCUUUGUUGGCUGUAUUCAACUUUCUGUUCCUCCUUUUCCUGAGAUGGAUGACUCCAGAUUCUAUCAUCGAUGUCGCAAUAGAUGCCACAGGGCCCAAGGGCGCCUGGACUCGUCAAUAUCCUUACAGUAAAAAAGGGGGCGAGAAUAAUGAGAUGUCUAAACCCAGGUAGAAGAAAGCCUGGAUUGUAAGGUUUUACACAUUUGUAAUAGUCCUAGUAAGACGAUUGAAAAUAACCUUGCUUUUUUUUUUUUUUAAAGUUAAUUUAGUAAGUUAUGCUACCUCUAUAUCAUUCAAUGUUUUAUUUUGAGGAAAGAUAAAAACUUAUGCAAUUCCUGAGUGUAGAAACUCCUUGCACUUAACUUACUUAAGAUUUAGGAGAGAACAUUGAAGCCACUCAGGUAUGAAAUUUUUCAGACUACUGAAAUCCCUCUAACAGAGAUGUUUUAAAAUUAUAUUUUGGGAGCUUUGGGUGCUGAAGGGCCAAAUGUUUUCUGGGCAUUUUUGGGCCAAUUUUAAAUGUUCUACCAUCAAUUAGACAUUCACCAGAUGUUUACAGGUUUUCUUUCGGGAAGUACAACAACGAUAUGAACUAUUUUUGAGUCCUGUUCGGACACAUUUUAGUCAUGGAAGUCAUGUUCUUAGACGUUUAUUUGGUACGCUCAGUGUUACAGAUCAUCAGCAGGUUUCUUGAGCAAGAUGGUCCGUCAGUUAUUGGCAUGUUUUUAGCAUCUCCUACUGUGUGUAGAACAACGAACUAGACACUUCGUGCUGUUGAGGACUAGGGGCGCAUUCAGAUGCUCUUUUGUUUAUCGCUCAGAUGGCUCACUUCAUUGUAGUCACAGUUGAUGGAAUGGUAAACUAUCUCACAUGCCAAAAAUGCUCAGGCUUUCAAUGCCAGGAACAGUGGUCGGCAGACUCCAGUUACUUCUUCGAUCUUGUCGUAUGCGUUCUCCUAGGUAGAGCCUUCGUCUUAAUUUGUGUGUAUGAAGAAGCUUCUUGCUUCUGGAAUGCUAGGGACCGAUACCACUGUUGAUGACAGUGCAGAGAAACCCUCCGCGCCUUCGCAGGCAUCACUGAGUCCUCUGUAAAUGCCUUCGUGUUUUCCGAGCAGAACGUACGAGCUGUGGCAUCGCCAACUCGGCUGCUCCCCUCCGCUACCUUUGAUAGAAGUCACUUCCCUUCACUUGUGGCCUAGCUGCUGUCUGAGAAGUCUUGUCAGUGUGCAGAAGUCUUCACCCCAGAAUGUGCUAUUUAUAGCUAAUUGAGUCUGAAAAUUGUAGGAACACAGUCUCUUUGUGGAUGUCUAUUGUUAACUGUAAUCGUUGUUGCCCAGAGCCAUGGGUUUUUAAACCCCAAAUUAUCCACAUGGUGUGUCUUACUAACUCCUUGAACUCCUUAGAGUAAGUUUUUGUGAUAAAGGACUGUGAAAUCCAAAGAAAGAGGUGCUUGUGGCACACUGGGAAGCUGCUGGCAGUAUUGGGGUUCUGUACAGGAUUAGUUUCCUUUUGUUUUUUAACGACAACGCUCAGAAAACUUCUUUUUUAAAAAGUAUCUUAACAUGCCUGUUGACCGGUUGCCACUGAUCUGUAAGAAAUAACGAUUUGUGUUUUGUGCCAAAACACAAAUGCGCGAGUGCGAUUCUUAAAACCUGGAAAUUAAGGGAUCUUUUGUUAAAGAAAAAUGGACUGACCCCAACCAUUAAAUCUUACUGGGAUUUUUAAUGAACAGAAACUGAUUUAUGUAAAUAUGAAAUAAACAGUGCCAAUAUGCACGCUAAAGCAAGAAACUGUAACCUGUGUUUUUAUUUAUUCGCUUCAGCAGUUUUAAGGGCAUACUACUGUUUGUUCUUACAUUUUUGUUUCUCAGCGUAUUUUCGAGAUGGCCAUUCAUUUCAGAUGGAAAUGGGAUUUCAACUUGCAUGUAAAAUAUGUAAUUUGCAAAUCAAAAUUAUGUCCUUUGUUUUUAACAAAGGGAAGUAAAUUUGCUUGUUCUAGUAAAUCUUAAUUUUCAGGCUUCCUGGAUACCUUAAUUGUAACUGUCAGUGUUGCACUGGUCAACAUGUGGAAACAUAUUGUUCAACCCCGCUACUUAACAUUUAUUUGAAAGUGAACUUGCAGUGAUGAGGAAUUUACGAAAAAUAUAUUGUAUUUCUUUUGAUAUUACAAAAACUAGCACAUAUGAAACUGGUUUAUGAAAACAUGCUACAUGUCCAAAAAUAAAGACCAAAAUGACAUUUUGACAA